Hypanus sabinus (Atlantic stingray) is the source of this 4020-nucleotide messenger RNA. RefSeq names its product N-acylethanolamine-hydrolyzing acid amidase-like. NCBI's taxonomy places the organism in Eukaryota, Metazoa, Chordata, Chondrichthyes, Myliobatiformes, Dasyatidae. The record is from RefSeq and is a predicted model, not a curated record. Gene Ontology annotation, cellular component: lysosome. The transcript is spliced from 11 exons. The coding region runs from base 107 to 1219 and encodes 370 amino acids. Gene Ontology annotation, biological process: fatty acid metabolic process. Gene Ontology annotation, molecular function: fatty acid amide hydrolase activity.
UCUGAGUUUAUCAGGAGGAGGCUGGACUUCCUGUUGUGGGCACUGAGUAGCUGUUCCCUAUUUAAGUUUCCACCGCUCUUCUUCGCUCCAACGACUGCUAAGCGAGAUGCAUGUGUCCGUGCAGUUGCUGUUACUACUGUUGGGCUUGUUGGCUGCAGUGAGGGGCGAUUCGUUAGCCCCGCGUUUUAACGUGAGCCUGGACGUGACGCCCAGCCAGCGCUGGGAACCGGUGCUCCGAAAAUACGACGCUGCCCAGCUGAGGAAUUACACGCAACAAAUCGUCAGCUCUGUUGUUCCAAAAUGGGUGACUAAUGUUAUUAACUGGCUAGCACCCAUACUGAAGUAUUUAUUACCAGAGCCCUAUCGAGGAGAAAUCGAAGGAAUCUGUAAAUUCCUUGGUGUAAAUCUUGGAGAAGGACUUCUUAUCAAUCUUGCCUAUGAAGCUUCUGGAUAUUGCACCAGUAUUGUCGCACAAGACUCAACAGGAAAGAUUUACCACGGUAGAAAUAUGGACUACGCAUUUACUGAUAUUUUAACGGCCAUCACAAUUGACGUGCAAUUUGUAAGCAGUGGUCAGAUUGUUUACACAGGGACAACAUUCCUUGGUUUUGUAGGUUUAUGGACUGGGCAAAAACCAAAUAAGUUUUCCAUUACAGCAAACGAAAGAGCUAAAGGUAUGGGGUGGAAUAUUGCAAUUGCUAGUUUUCUGAAGAGAAAUCGUUCUCCCAGCUGGGUGAUUAGAGAUACUCUUAGAGAAGCUGUGGACUUUCAAGCUGCAUUACAGAAGUUGUCCUAUUCUCCCAUUACUGCAAAUGUGUACUUCAUAUUAGGUGGUGUCAAGCUGAAUGAAGGUGUCAUUAUUACAAGGGAACCUGAAAGGCCUAUUGAUAUCUGGCCUUUGAAGUCUACUAAAGGACAAUGGUACAGGGUAGCGACGAACUAUGAUCAUUGGAGACCUCCACCUCCAUGGGAUGACAGAAGGACACCAGCCAUUUGUGUUCUAAAUGCUACAACACAAAAGAACAUCAAUCUAAAUACAAUUUUCAAGGUUCUUUCAAUCCAUCCGGUGUUAAAUAAGCGUACAAUCUAUACAACUUUAAUAUGUGCUGCACAGCCCAAGGACUAUAAGACAGUGAUUUGGAAACAACCUGAGCAGAAUAAUUGGAAUUUUACUGCAAUCAAUGAACAAAAUGAAGAUAGCACUGCUGGCCCAAAUUAGGACAAAAGACUGCCGAGGAAUAUCAAGAUGGUCUUUGUCAAAAAGUCUGCUUAAUGUGAUUUUCUUUGGAUAAUGUUGCUUUUGCAUUCCAUAUCCAUGCCUUUGGGAUUACCCUGCUCAGUACCAAAUGUUUAACCAGGCUUAUCAGUUGGAAAUCAGCUCAUCUGCUUAUUAAUUUUUAAGAGAUUUCUGCUCACUUUAAUUAUGUAAACAAAGUAUUCUAAAAUGACAUUUUUUCUCUAAUUAACAGAUGUUCACAGAGGCAGAUUUGGAAUUAAAAUAUUAAUACUGCCAGAUUACUAGUAUUGACAGUAAUUCACAGAAUUACCAAAGCCAGAUCAGCUGGAAGAUACAUUGUUUCAAUGAACAAUUUUAUUAAAUGUGAGCAUCUAAAGGAUGUGUAGUAAACUAUGAAAAGAAUUCAGUUUCUGCAAUGUCCACAGUAAUAUUUAGGUGAUAACUUUCAGUUCACUAAAAACAAGCUGUAAAACUGAAAAGUUUGACAGAGAAGUAGCAGACACAUAAUAGCAAACAAAAUGUCACUUUUUCUAAAAUAUCUAUCUUUUUGUAGAGAAGUUUGAUUAUCCAUCAUGUGGUAACUUGGACAGGUGCCAGGUUCCAGCCACUCCCUUGCCAAUAUCCUGCCAUUCCUUAAGCUCCAUGGAUUGGGACACACAUUUGGAGGUGUCCUGUCUUCAACACCUCAGUGUUAUUUCUUCACUGGCUUGGUUGCUUCCAUGACACUGCCCAGUGUUGGCUUAGGUAAUCCCUCUGAUCUGUCCAACAGCCCAAAGCUGGCUGAAUAGCUGGUUACUGAAAUUUGACUGCAUGAAAGAACAAACAUUCCAUAGCACUACUGGGAUAUGUACAUGCUGAACAUGAUUUGCUGGCAGCCAUAGGCUUAUCACACAAACCAGUCAGAAUUCUUUCAGCCUAGCUGAUCUGUAUGAUUUAUGAUCCAAAGACCACUUUUAAGGUGUAGUCUAUACUUUGGCAGUGCAUUUGUAACUAUUGAUGACCAAGAAUGGGGUCAACUAGACAAAAGGAUCAUGAACUUACCAUGCACAACAAUGGCACUUGAAAGACAUGUAAGGUGAGCAGCUUUAACCUACUAUUGCCUGAACAAAUCACAAUUGUGGUGUUCUGUUUCUGAUCAACUUGAUUCAAAUGCCAUUGAAUGCAGUGAACACAGCACAACCUUUCCUCAAUGAUUGCUUCAUAGUUGUAAAGGCAACGGACUGGAACAUCAGAAUUAUCCAUUUCUUAGCGGUCCUGUUCAAGGACCGUGGUAUUUGCUUGCAAAUAUGAGCACCCAGGAUUGUGACAUUUUCAAACCAGCCAGUAGCUAUUCCCAAUUUCCUACAUGGGAGCUAAAUGACAGAACAAAGGCAAAACCACCUGCUCACUGCAUCAGGAGCCAUUUGACCAAUUGUGGCACUGAAGAAUGCUAGGAUCAAUAGGGGUUAAAGAACAAAUGGGAGGUAUUGGGUACAAUGGAAGGUAAAUCUUCACACAGUAUUUUACUCUAUAAUGAAGUAACCUGUGGCACAACUAGACUCACAGUUGAAUGUUGGCUGACAAAACAAUAAUUUGGGCAAUCUUUGAAAAAGACACAAGUGCUGACAGGGAAUUCAUCGCUCAGUUGUAAAAGGAAGAUUUAACCACUCCUUGCUAAGGGAGGAUCUGAGUCUCUUCUACUUCUCUGUUGACAGUAACAUUUUGUUGGUAAAUAGAAGUUGUCAGGUCUCACCCAGUUUUCCAGGUUCAUGUUUUCUCUGAAGCAUCAGAAGUUGAGGGGACAUAUGAUAGAGGUUUACAAGAUUAUGUGAGGCACAAAUAGAGUGAACAGAGAGUAUCCGUUUCCCUGGAUUGAAAUGUCUAAUACCAGAGGGCAUGCAUUGAAGGUGAGGGGGUAGGUUUCAGGGGAAUGUGAGGGGCAUGUUUUUUUUUCACUCAGAAAGUUGUGGAUGCCUGGAAUGCACUGUCUGUUAUGGUGGUAGGGGUAAACACAUUAGAGGUUUUUAAGAAUUGUUUGGAUAGGCACAUGAAUGUAAAGAGGAUGGAGGGAUGUGGACAUGGUGUAGUUAGGAGGGAUUAGUGUUUGGGUGUUUUUGAUUUGCUUUUUAGCUGGUUCAGCAUAACAUUGUCUGAAUGGCCCAUUCUGUGCCAUUCUUGUGUAGUAUGUUUGUAGAGUAUAAUUACCAUUAUAUCUGAAUAUGUCAUAAAUAGCAAGUUCCAGUACAAGUAAGCCUUUUGUCAGCCAAUAGUCAACAGUGUCCAUGUCUAGUUAUAGAUUUCUUAUAUAAAAUUUGUACACAGUUCUUUGCAAGUUUUGUACAUUGAUUCAUGUAAAAUUUGUACAUUGAUUCAUGUAAAAUAGCAAAGGUAUGGUUAAAGGAAUAUCUUAAAAAGCAGAGAUAUAGCAACGUGAAUGAAAUUUUGAAGACAAUUUCAGGACUUGCUGAACAAUUUAAACGGGACAAUAAAGGCACUAAGUAAAAAGAUGAGGGUUUCAGCAGAAGCUGAGCUGAAAAAGGGCUCUUACAGCUGCAGAAAUCAAUUCCAAUAUGAAAUACUAAUUAUCUGAAUAAUUCUUAAUUUUUUUUCAAAAAAAGAGUCUAAAAAGAUUAAACACAAGAAACAAUCUGCAGUGUUGUAUUAGCCAGUCAUUAGAUCCAGACUUUCUCUUGGCAAGGAGGAAUUAUACUACUGAUGUUAUCAUGUUUUCUUUUCUUUUCUGUCAUUAUCAUUAUGUCUGAUUUUACUGUUGAUGCAUAAAUAAAUCAUACUUUUCUGCAACA